Molecule: messenger RNA, 873 nt
Organism: Phyllostomus discolor (pale spear-nosed bat)
Lineage: Eukaryota; Metazoa; Chordata; Mammalia; Chiroptera; Phyllostomidae
Gene: MRPL41
Product: mitochondrial ribosomal protein L41
Exons: 2
Coding region: 55-462 (135 amino acids)
Biological process (GO): translation
Cellular component (GO): mitochondrial large ribosomal subunit
Molecular function (GO): structural constituent of ribosome
Source: RefSeq, a predicted model, not a curated record
GCGGAGCGCGGCGCCCGCGGCGCACUGAGCUCCCCAGGCCCGGGCGGCGGCGGCAUGGGGCUGCUGAGCGCGGCGGCACGUUGCGUGGUGCGCGGCGCCGACCGGAUGAGCCAGUGGACCAGCAAGCGCGGCCCGCGCACCUUUAACAAGAGCCGCGGCGCGAAGGGCACCGGCGUCCGCACCCGCGAGGGCAAGUUCGUGCUGGUCAAGGAGAUGGUGCCCGAGCUGGUGGUGCCCGACCUGGCCGGCUUCAAGCUGAAGCCCUACGUGAGCUACCGCGCGCCCGCGGGCGACGACGCGCCGCUGACGGCCGCGCGGCUCUUCCAGGAGGUGGUGGCGCCCGCCGUGGAGAGGGACUUCCGGGCCGGCACUUUCGACCCCGAGCGCCUGGACAAGUACGGCUUCGAGCCCACGCAGGAGGGCAAGCUCUUCCAGCUGUACCCCAAGAACUUCGCGCGCUAGCGGCUCGCCGGAGGGACGCAAAAGCCCCUCCUGCGCCCUCUUCGCCGGCCCUGGCGCGCUCUACCCUCCAGCCCGCCGGGCGCAACGACGGCUGUUUCUCUGAGCCUCCGCUCGGUACUGGAGGGGCUGCUGGAAGCAUCCCCAGCGCAGCUGCCUUAAUACUUAGACAGGAGGUGCCAGACCGGAGCCCCGGGACCCUGAACCCAAGGAUAACAGCGGAUGAACUGAAGCUGCACCAUCGAUCGGCCUGAGACCCGACUGACAGUGGCUUGCCAGCAUUACUGGCCACAAACCCCUCCCCGUCUUGAUCCCAGGAAAACGCAGAGUCCCAACCCUUCUGGGCUGGUGCGUCCCCCGCGCCCAGCCCUUUCCCUCUCUUGGGAAAAUAGAAAUAAAACUUUGUCGCCUGCA